This is a messenger RNA of Anopheles stephensi (Asian malaria mosquito), 2022 nucleotides long. Its product is annotated as WD repeat-containing protein 89. NCBI's taxonomy places the organism in Eukaryota, Metazoa, Arthropoda, Insecta, Diptera, Culicidae. The transcript is spliced from 7 exons. Gene Ontology annotation, molecular function: protein binding. The coding region runs from base 214 to 1425 and encodes 403 amino acids. The record is from RefSeq and is a predicted model, not a curated record.
AUUAUGCUGUUAAAACGCUGGUUCUGCAAGCCGCGCCGGCUCAAGGCAAAUAGCCGCGCGAUAUGACGUCACAAACCCAAUGUUUUGGUUGGCGAGAACUGUCAAACAGUAUGCCGGCACGUGCAGCGCGGCGCAUGUUGAUGUUUUGAACAAGAAACGAUUCCCGGGCACACAUAAUUACCGGCCGCAACGUUAUUUCGUUUCUGCAUCAAAAUGUCUAACAAUAUUUUCGAAGAUCCACAAAGCUCGGACGAAGAAUGCCCCGUACCGGAUGCGGAUUCGUGCACCGGCAAAGAGUUGACGAAACUGUUUCAGCAGGAACUAUCACCCGCGUCUGAAAUUGCUGCCUCGUUAAAGCGUACCUGCGGUCUGCACCUCUCCCAAUCGUGCCAGUACGAUACGCUGGCCGUCGGGUUGUCACGCAAAGAGCUGCAACUGUAUCGGGUACGGGAGAGUGGUGAGCUUGCGCUUGAAAAUGGUUCUUUAGGGCGGUUUGAAAGUGGGAUCCGUGGCGUACGGUUCUUCAAUGGAGACCCGAACAGUUUGCUGUGCUGUACCGAGGAUGGCGAUGUGCAUAUGUACGAUGUACGAAGCGGUUCCGAGGUGCAUCGUUUCGAAGAUACUUCCGAGGGUUUAAAAAAGACCAUCUCGUCGUGCGACAUCAAUCAAAACGAUCGGGUGCUCUGUGCGUCGAGCGAGAUACAGAAGAAUGGUGAUAGUUUUCUACUGUUUUUCGACGUCCGCCAGCGUUCGUAUCUCGGAUGCUACUGGGAGUGUCACAGCGACGACAUCACGCACGUACGCUUUCAUCCAACCAAUCCGGACCUGUUCGCCAGCGCCAGCGUGGAUGGGUUGAUCAAUGUGUUCGACAUUUCGAAAACGACCGAAGAUGAUGCGAUGCAAUACUGCUACAACGUGGAAACGGCGGUCGAUUCGAUUAACUGGCACGCGGACCCAACCGGACGGGAUCUGAUAUCGUGCGUAACGACCACCAACGAUCUGCAUCUGUACGACGUGGAGAGUCAGGACAGUGUGGCGCUGUUUGACCGCGAGCACAUCACAAAGGCGAUGCGCCGUACGUCGGCGAUCGAUUGUAAUGUGGUCGGGACGCACAACAACGGCAGCGGCAGCUUUUUCGUGCUGGCAGGGUCCAACUUUAACAAAGGCAAGGAUUGUUUGCGGACGCUAAGGUACGACAACAAAUGCUUGCUUCCCGAUCGGUCGUUUACCAACAGCAAACAGAUUGUGCGCGCCAGCGUCUACAACGAAAAGGACCAGUAUCUGAUUGUAACGGGCGAAGGCGGUUUGAUUACGCUCUGGAAGUGCCGGAUGGAUGGCGCGUCGGACACUGCCAUGGGAAUCAAUAGCGCCAGCAACAGUCUGAAGCAAAAGCUGCACGUUAGUCAUCGUGCGAAACCGUACUGAGCGAGCUGAAGGACGGUUUCAUUUUCUGUUAAGACUAAAUUGAAAAAAAGCGGUUAAUACAAAUAAAAAGCGAAUAAAACGCCUCCCUGUUGGUUGAUCAUCAUUGAACCAAAGAAUUGAUUCUAAGCACUUCCCUCCGAAGACAGGAUCGCCGAACGCUUUAUUGAUUCUAAUUGAUUUUAUCGCCUGGUGUGGCAGGUUUUUUUAUUUUGGGGGGGGUGAGAGCACGUUUUCGUUGACGAUGGGCGCCAAGACGAGCAUCAUCACGAGCGAACAGCUGGCCGAGUAUGCCGAGCUAACGUACCUCAGCAAAUCGGAAAUCAUUUUCAUCCUGCAAAAGUUCCUCCUUCUCGAUGGGGGCCAUCAGUUUUCGCUUACCAAACGGUUCCCCGAACAGGACGUGGUUAAUUUGUUUCCUCAGUUAAAGCAUAAUCCAUUCCGCGAUCGUUUGCUGCACGUGUUCUCGUCCGAGCAUGAUGAUCGGUUUUCGUUCGAGGAUAUGCUGGACCUGUUUAGUGUGCUUUCGGAGAAGUGUCCGCUCGCGGUGAAAGCUACCUGGGCCUUUCAGAUGUACGAUUUUGACAACGAUAAUCUCAU